UUUAUUACUGACCAAUUAAAAUUUGUGUUUUUUUACGUUGUUUUGAUAACCUCAGAUCAUUUGUAUUGUUACCAUUGAUGAAAAUAAUUCGAAUGGCCGGUAAAUCUGUUCUGACAUUACUGAUGAUUUUUAGUUUAUUAAGAAAUUUUUAUGUUUAUGGUAAUAAAACAAUGAGUAAUUAUUCGGGAAUACAUUCUGUCGCAUAUGUCACCGUUCCAACUGUAGAAGUGGCUAAAAAAUUGGCACAUGAUAUAGUAAAGAAUAAAUUGGCUGCUUGUGUUAAUAUUAUUCCUCAAGUUAUUUCAGUGUAUGAAUGGGAAAAUAAAAUAAAUGAAGAUCCGGAACUUUUAAUGAUGAUAAAAACGAGGACAGAUACAGUUGAUGCUUUAACAGAUUAUGUUAAGAAAAACCAUCCUUACACAGUAUGUGAAGUAAUUUCUUUACCUAUACAAAAUGGUAAUGAACAAUACCUAAAAUGGAUCAGUGAUACAGUACCACCUAUGAAUAAACAAGAACAGAAAGAUGAUGUUUAAUUGUUAUUAAUGUAAUUACAAAAUAAUAUAAUAUUAUCUUAUAUGAGAUUAUAUAUGAAACAUAA
Molecule: messenger RNA, 598 nt
Organism: Polistes dominula (European paper wasp)
Lineage: Eukaryota; Metazoa; Arthropoda; Insecta; Hymenoptera; Vespidae
Gene: CUTA
Product: cutA divalent cation tolerance homolog
Biological process (GO): response to metal ion
Molecular function (GO): copper ion binding
Source: RefSeq, a predicted model, not a curated record